GCCCAGUUUCAUCUAAUUAAUACAGGCCCAUUAAAACUCUAUCAAGCCCAGUUCCAAAACCAUCAACACUUAAAAUUUCCCAGUUCUCAAACUCGUAGAUAAAGCGCGUGAACAUCAGUCUCUAUCUUCUUUGUCAAUGUCAAAAUCGGCGAUCAUCCAAAGUUAUCAUCUUUCUCAUAAACCCAAUUUUUUUCCCAGUCUUCCUUAAUCCCAACAACUUCUUAACAAUUCAAGGUUUGAAUAACACAACUUUACUCUGUUUCUCUUUGCUUUCUGUGUUUUCAUUUUGAACAAAACAGCUUUAAUCUUCUUCUUCUUCAUUUUUCACCUAAAUCUUGCUUUGUUUAGUCAAUAUACGAUCUAAAGUCUGUAACUUUCAAUUCAAACCUGCAUUCUUAGUCACGGAUUCAUGGCUACUACACCCAUCUUUAAUGCUUCUUGCAGCUUUCCUUCGACUAGAGGAAUCGAUUGCAAAAGCUAUAUUGGUCUGAGAUCGAAUGUGAGUAAAGUGAGUGUUGCUUCUUCUCGCAUUGCAACUAGUCAACGUCGUAAUCUUGUCGUAAGAGCUAGUGAAUCCGGCAAUGGACAUGCUAAGAAGCUUGGAAUGAGUGAUGCUGAGUGUGAAGCUGCCGUUGCUGCUGGAAAUGUUCCUGAAGCUCCUCCGGUUCCACCUAAACCGGCUGCUCCGGUUGGGACACCGAUAAUUAAGCCUCUUAAUCUAAGCCGACGCCCACGUCGUAACCGCGCUUCCCCUGUUACUAGAGCUGCCUUUCAGGAAACUGAUAUCUCCCCUGCAAAUUUUGUAUAUCCACUUUUCAUUCAUGAAGGUGAGGAAGACACGCCUAUUGGAGCUAUGCCCGGUUGCUACAGACUUGGCUGGAGGCAUGGUCUUGUACAAGAGGUUGCAAAGGCUCGAGCUGUUGGGGUAAACAGUAUCGUUUUGUUCCCUAAAGUUCCUGAGGCUUUGAAGAAUUCAACAGGGGAUGAGGCAUACAAUGACAAUGGUUUGGUGCCUCGAACAAUUCGUCUUCUUAAAGACAAAUAUCCUGAUCUUAUUAUCUACACUGAUGUGGCUUUGGAUCCUUACUCAUCUGAUGGUCACGAUGGGAUAGUUAGAGAGGAUGGUGUAAUUAUGAAUGACGAAACAGUACACCAGCUCUGUAAACAAGCUGUUUCCCAGGCUCGAGCUGGUGCUGACGUAGUUAGUCCGAGUGACAUGAUGGAUGGGCGAGUAGGUGCAAUCCGCUCAGCUCUUGAUGCUGAAGGAUUUCAAAACGUCUCCAUCAUGUCAUACACAGCCAAGUAUGCAAGUUCGUUUUACGGUCCUUUCCGUGAAGCCCUGGACUCAAACCCGCGUUUCGGAGACAAGAAAACGUAUCAGAUGAACCCAGCAAACUACAGAGAGGCAUUGAUUGAGGCACGUGAAGACGAGGCUGAAGGAGCAGACAUUCUCCUGGUGAAGCCAGGUCUUCCAUAUUUGGACAUCAUACGGCUUUUGAGGGACAAGUCUCCAUUACCGAUUGCUGCAUACCAAGUUUCUGGAGAGUACUCGAUGAUCAAAGCAGGGGGAGUCCUGAAAAUGAUCGAUGAAGAGAAAGUGAUGAUGGAGUCACUGAUGUGUUUACGCAGAGCUGGAGCGGACAUCAUCCUCACGUACUUCGCUCUUCAAGCUGCUACUUGUUUGUGCGGCGAGAAGCGGUAGAAUAGACAACAAGACUGUGUUUUAAACUGUUUGAGUAUAUCUGUUUUAAAUCAUUUGAGACUAUUGUGAUUUUGCCUUGUUCUGAUCCCAUUCUUUUAGUGUCGUGCAUAUGUGAUCUUGUGUUUUGUAAUAUGGAUUAUGAUGAGUCCCUAGACUUCAAAAUUUGGAGGCCAUGAUCUGAGUUUCUGAAUGUGGUUCUUGUAGAUUCCAUUGAUAUUUUGCAGACCAAUUAUUUGGUUCUCUGUUUUUUUAACACACACAUGACACAUAACAACAUUCUUUAUGAAACAAAGAUUACUCAUUACUGUCUAUAAGAGAACAAACUGAUAA
Molecule: messenger RNA, 2032 nt
Organism: Arabidopsis thaliana (thale cress)
Lineage: Eukaryota; Viridiplantae; Streptophyta; Magnoliopsida; Brassicales; Brassicaceae
Gene: HEMB1
Product: Aldolase superfamily protein
Exons: 13
Coding region: 410-1702 (430 amino acids)
Biological process (GO): porphyrin-containing compound biosynthetic process; tetrapyrrole biosynthetic process; chlorophyll biosynthetic process
Cellular component (GO): chloroplast
Molecular function (GO): porphobilinogen synthase activity; metal ion binding
Source: RefSeq, marked reviewed